CUUUGUGAACAGAAGAGACUUCAUCAGGAUGCUUUAUCUUCUACAACCAUGGACAUCCAUGACAGAUUAGUGGCUGUUGGAUUGAGAUUAAAUUCAAAUUAGGUGUGGGAUGUUCUGAUGCCCCGCCCACUGCAGGCCACACCCACAAGUCUACACUGAGCCACACCCACUGCCGCCCUCUUGCCCCACCCCCAGCAGCCCCCUGUAUAAACCAUCUGACCUCGCUGACACACUGAUGAUUGACACACUCGCACUGCUCUGAUCUGAGAUGUGUGUUUGCUGCUGCUGAAGGUCUGUUGUGUGUUUGAGAGAGUGAUUGAUGGCUGAUGUGGACGCAGGAUGCGCAGGAGCAGCGCUUACAUCCCCGUGUCCACUGCUGCCGCUCUACUGGUCACUUCAUCCACACUCUUCUUCGUCUUCACGUGUCCGUGGCUCGCCGUGAACGUGUCUCCUGUUUUCCCGCCAUGCGUCGGCAUCGUCUUCCUCUUCGUUAUGGCGAACUUCAUCAUGGCGACGUUCAUGGAUGCCGGCGUGUUCCCGAGAGCUAAUGAGGACGAGGACAAGGACGAGGACUUCCGCGCGCCGCUCUAUAAGAACGUGGAGGUGCGCGGCGUGCAGGUGCGCAUGAAGUGGUGCGCUUCCUGUCACUUCUAUCGUCCGCCGCGCUGCUCGCACUGUAGCGUGUGUGAUCACUGCGUGGAGGACUUUGAUCAUCACUGUCCCUGGGUGAACAACUGCAUCGGGAGACGCAACUAUCGCUUCUUCUUCCUCUUCCUGCUGUCUCUGACUCUUCACAUGGUGGGCGUGUUCUCCGGUGGUCUCCUGUAUGUUCUGGAUCAUCCGGAGAACCUGUGGGAACUGCACAACGCCGUCACGCUGGUGGUCAUGAGUGUCUCGGCUCUCUUCUUCAUCCCCGUCUUGGGUCUGUCCUGUUUUCAUCUGGUGCUGGUGGCGAGGGGACGCACCACAAACGAACAGGUGACAGGGAAGUUCCAGGGAGGAGUGAAUCCGUUCACGCGCGGCUGCUGUCAGAACGUGCAGUUUGUGCUCUUCAGUCCCAUCACGCCCAGGUACACAGAGAAACUCAGUGAGAGACUGCCGCUUCACAUUCAGCCUCCUUUCCAUCAGCCAGAAUCCCACAAACUGAGCCAAACACUCCCGAUCAAGUCUCUAGAGGAAGUAGACGCUCCAGACAGUAAAAGUCUGACCUGUCCACCUCCGCUGCCUCCCAAACCAGACCCAGUCCUGCUCAAAAACCAUUUGGCAGCGUUGGAAGAGAGUUUGCUCCAGUCCAGAGCUCUAAUGCUUUCAGGACACAGUAUGAAUCCACUCCAGACCUCAGAGUCGCCCACCAAAGUGCUCUACCAAGUUCCCAGAGAUCAGAUGGUGUCGAGGAUCUCUCCGUUGGUUCCUCAGGAACACGCGUCUGAACCCAGUCUGCUGCAGCCCGAGAACCACGCAAUCGCUCUGACUCUGAACUCACGCUCGCUGAGUCUCAAGCACUCCAGCCGCCGCGGAUCCCAGCGUGCCGAAAUCCCACACGCGAGCCAAAGCGUCCUCAGCGGCCGGACGGGGAGCCUGUCCUAUGACAGCCUUCUGCAUCCCGCGGGCGUCCAGGCGGCGUUCCUACCCAUGGAUCCGGGUCUGUCCCACGGCUGCGUUGAUGUGCAGCGGCUUCCGCCACGCAACUGCAGCCCAGUGUUCAUGCACAUCAACCGCGAGCCGUCGCCCGUCCGCUACGACAGCCUUCCCAAACCACUCAUGAGCUCCAUCCAGGAGCGCCGUGAGCCCGACGACAAGGACAAACCCCUGCAGGACAGCGGCAUCUACGACACUCCCAGCAGACGCAGCCUGCCGCAGGAUUUACGCGGGCUGUCGUCGUCUCGCGGCCCGACUCCUCCGGCGUACGGCUCGAGGGAGUUCCUCCUGAGCAGCGCAGCAUAUGGAUACGGGAGCCGCUCGCAUCUGUCCUCCUCCUCGUCUUCCUCACUCACCCGUGCUCCUCGGACCACCGGCUCGCCGCUGCACUUUAACCGCUCUCUAUCGCCCUCUAUCUAUCAGUCUCUGGACCGACAGUCACAGCUCCCUCCGUCCACGCUCCCUGCUCCGCUCCCCACCUCCUCCUACGGGCCUCAGAAAGCACUGGCUUACACCCGAGGAGGAGAAAGACCCGAACCGGAACUAUGAGUCCUGAUGAGAGCGUCUGUUUAGAGAAGUCACGGAAAACCUGGAAAUAUCAGGAAUUUUAAAGGGAUUCUUCACCUAAAAGUGAAAAUUAUUUUGAAGAAUGUGUCAGUUUUUGGUCCCCAUGGACUUCCAUAGUAUGGGGAAAAAAUACUGUGGACGUCAGUGGCUCCUGGUGACUAUUCGGUUACUAGCAUUCUUCAUAUUAUCUUAUUUUGUGUUUAACAGCUGAAAGAUGAUUGGAACAACAUGAUGAUGACCGUUUUCAUUUUUGGGUGAACUAUGGCUUUAAGAGUGAGCAUCUAAAUUGGAAUUGGUCUAUGUCUUGGUCCUGUAGAGGUUUAUUACAGUCAACUAAAGCCAUCAAGAACAUUUUUGUUACUUUAAAUAAAUUAUAUUACUUAUUUAAUUUCAGCUAGUUGCCAAGGCAACAUUUCUCAUUUUUUUAUUUAGUUUAUAAAUAACU
Molecule: messenger RNA, 2650 nt
Organism: Carassius auratus (goldfish)
Lineage: Eukaryota; Metazoa; Chordata; Actinopteri; Cypriniformes; Cyprinidae
Product: probable palmitoyltransferase ZDHHC8
Exons: 10
Coding region: 340-2187 (615 amino acids)
Biological process (GO): protein palmitoylation
Molecular function (GO): palmitoyltransferase activity
Source: RefSeq, a predicted model, not a curated record